CAAUCAAACAAGUUAUUCACUGGUUUAGUGAAUAAAACUACCUUACGAAAACAAUCAUACAAUGGGGAUCAAACAUUGUUGUUGCAUCUUGUAUUUUACCUUAGCACUUGUCACUUUGGUGCAAGCUGUACAUCCUGGCCAAGAGAUCGAAUUACCUCCACCUACCAGGAGGAGCAUGCAAGCAUGUGAAGCAGUGAACAUAAUGGACCAGUGCUGGAGGUGCAAAGCAGACUGGGCGGACAAUCGACAAGCGAUGGCCGAUUGUGCCCAAGGUUUUGCAAAGGGGACUACAGGCGGAAAAGGUGGUGAUGUCUACGUUGUCACCAGUGAAGCGGAUGAUGAUCCGGCAAAUCCAAAAGAAGGCACACUCCGGUUCGGUGUCACCCAAGGCAGGCCCUUGUGGAUCACUUUUGAAAAAGAUAUGGUGAUUUCUUUGACUCAGGAGCUCGUGGUAGCCAGCGACAAGACCAUCGAUGGUCGAGGGGCGAAAGUUGAGAUCACCAACGGGGGUCUCACCCUUAUGGAUGUCAAGAACAUAAUCAUUUCUAACAUAAAUGUCCACGAUGUUGUAGAGCUUCCAGGAGGCAUGAUCAAGAGCGGAGAUGGUCCAGCAACACAAAGACAAAAGAGUGAUGGUGAUUGUAUAACUGUUGCUGGUGGUAAACAAAUAUGGAUCGACCAUUGCUCGUUCAGUAAGGCUUUCGAUGGGCUUGUCGAUGUCACCUUGGGCAGCUCACACGUAACCGUUUCCAACUGCAAAUUCACCCAACACUCAAAAGUCAUGUUGCUUGGGGCUGAUGACGGCCAUCAUCAGGAUAAAAACAUGGUUGUAACGGUUGCAUUUAACUUGUUCACCGACAAUUGUGACCAAAGAAUGCCUAGAUGUCGAUUCGGAUUUUUCCAAGUUGUUAACAACAACUACGACAGAUGGGGAACUUAUGCCAUCGGUGGUAGCUCGGCCCCAACUAUACUCAGCCAAGGGAACAGAUUCUUGGCACCCGAUGACGCCGCCAAGAAGAAUGUCUGUGUGAGGGCUGAUGCACCUGAGUCAGAGUCGAUGACCUGGAACUGGAGAACGGAAAAAGACGUGCUUGAAAAUGGAGCUGUCUUUGUGCCAUCCGGAUCUGAUCCAGCGCUAACUGGUGAACAACAAGGAGGCAUGAUCCAAGCUGAACCAGGAGAAAACGCUCCAAAACUCACUGCUAGCGCUGGUGUACUCACAUGCUCGCCUGGAUCACCUUGCUAAGCACCCAAAUUCUAUGCUUCUAUAAAGAUCAUAAAUGUAUCUUUUUUCUAUGUCCCCAUUUUUGACAUUUUAUAUGUACUAAGGUAAUGGAAAUGAACCAUUACCUUCUAGUAUACCAUAAACAUGUUUGAGUGGACUAGUGUCCAAACAUGUUGUUUUGUAUUCAUAAGAUUUUGUUGAUAAACGUAUGUACGUUUAUCUUUUAAUGUAAUAAUUAUUUCUCGUUCAUGUUUUAAUACUAAGCAAGUUGAAUA
This is a messenger RNA of Helianthus annuus (common sunflower), 1500 nucleotides long. RefSeq names its product pectate lyase 1. Bases 62 to 1246 code for a protein of 394 amino acids. Gene Ontology annotation, molecular function: pectate lyase activity. The transcript is spliced from 4 exons. NCBI's taxonomy places the organism in Eukaryota, Viridiplantae, Streptophyta, Magnoliopsida, Asterales, Asteraceae. The record is from RefSeq and is a predicted model, not a curated record.